GGACGCAGCACUGCAGUGAAGGUGGCACGGAACACCCGGUGGCAUCAGCAUGUCGCUGAGCUGGGACUUGAGGGAAACACUGUUCAGGUGCUUGCGGAAAAUCCAAACGAGUUUGUGCAGCGUUUGGGGAGCAAUAAUGCUGUGCAUAAGAAGAUGGAUGAACUCUACCCUGGGUUUUUUGACCGAACCGACCAGCUCCCCCUUGCUCCGGCCCAGGGUGAUUGGGUGUAUGAGCUCAACCCCUCUAUUCCGCUGCCUCGCACCUGGCUCAGUGGCUGCCCAGCGUUCCGCAUCCACCAUGGUUUCACCCCGUCAGCCCGUGUCCUGCAACUCCUGGAUGAGUUCUUCGCAACCAAACCUUGACACCAGCUCCAUUCGCACCCGGUCCACCUGCCCAGCAUUGUACCUUGGUGUCUGGCAUCGCUCCAACAGUGUCCCAUUUGUCACUGCAGAUAGCAGGCAGCAGAAGCAAACAACACGGCGAGCAAUGGUGCGGCUCAUGUUUGCGGUGAAUCAGGAGGUAGGUCCGCGCGUGCUCCAGCUGCUGGGAGCGCGGUACCCAGACGUGGCCAGGGAGCGGCAAGAAAUUAUUGAGCAUACAUGGACACACCCCAAUCUUUGGGACAAACCAGACCUUGCUGGUUGUCAUCACUACCUCUGGCAGGUAGCUUGGACCACCUUGGCUGUCCGAUGUGGCAGCGGAAAUGUGGUGCACAUCAAUGUGAAGGAUGACCUGCACCAAUUCACAGUCCUCUUCACAUAUGGUUCCUACACUAUGGGCUACUUCAUCAUCCCACAGCUGAACAUUUGCAUUCCCCUCCAGCCAGGACAGCUUCUCUUUGUCAAGACAUGUUAUCUUGUGCACUAUGUGUCCCAUUUUGAGGGGGUGUCAUAUGUGUUCACUGGCUUUAUGGAUGGCCAGCUAUGCAAUGACUACUGGGCAUGGAGGGAUAGCCAGUAG
Messenger RNA from Dacryopinax primogenitus, 961 nucleotides. RefSeq lists its product as uncharacterized. The record is from RefSeq and is a predicted model, not a curated record. NCBI's taxonomy places the organism in Eukaryota, Fungi, Basidiomycota, Dacrymycetes, Dacrymycetales, Dacrymycetaceae. The coding region runs from base 50 to 961 and encodes 303 amino acids. The transcript has 2 exons.